AUGUCCAACACUGCAACCGCGGCAGCACGCCAAGUCAUCCGCGAGGUCCACGGUGUCGUCGUGAGCGCUGGACUGAUGCAGAAGACGGUCAAAGUGCGCGUGGGUGGCCAACAAUGGAACCGAAAGGUUCAAAAGAUGUUCACGAAACCCAUGAACUACCUUGUUCACGACCCGAAUUCCUCCCUUCAGACAGGCGACGUCGUCUCGAUUGUUCCUGGAUGGAGGACAACCCCCAAAAAGCGUCACGUCGUCAAGAGCAUCAUCGCGCCCUACGGCACGCCAAUCGAGGAGCGGCCUUCAAUCCCAACCGAAGAGGAGCGUCUUGCUGUCCGUGAGGAGAAGAGGGAAGCAAAGGACGCCAGGCGAGCGGCGAGACGGCAGAAGGGUGCGUCGGCGAAGGCUGCAGUGAUUCCCGAACCCGAAGUUGAUUGA
Colletotrichum karsti is the source of this 432-nucleotide messenger RNA. RefSeq names its product putative ribosomal protein S17. Gene Ontology annotation, cellular component: mitochondrion; ribosome. Lineage: Eukaryota; Fungi; Ascomycota; Sordariomycetes; Glomerellales; Glomerellaceae. The record is from RefSeq and is a predicted model, not a curated record. Gene Ontology annotation, molecular function: structural constituent of ribosome. Gene Ontology annotation, biological process: translation. The coding region runs from base 1 to 432 and encodes 143 amino acids. The transcript is spliced from 2 exons.